AUGGAGUCUGUUCCAUCAGCGACUCCUGUCGCCGUCGACGACAAGCCCGCGGAGAUCGACACCAAGGAGGCGACCACAGACGCAGCUGCACAGGACUCGGCCGAGCCAGAAGUGCCCUUGACCGCGGCACAGAAAAAGAAGGCCAAGAAGAACAAAAAGAAGCAGCAGAAGAAACAGGAGAGCAUGGAUGCCGCCGCCGCUGCUGCUGCCUCCACAGACGAUCACGCCGAGACAACCGAGGACAAGGAGGAGCUCGCCAAUGGUGACGCAGCCUCUGUGGCGGCCGAAGACUCCGAGUCCAAGUCAGUUGUGGACAAAGAAACUGUGAUCGAGCCCACUGAAGCGUCAGUGACCAAGGAGGAGGCUCAGCCGACGAGCGAGGAUAAGGAGGAAAGUCUGGCUGCAACCGUCGCCACGGCCAACAUGGCGACGGAUGCUCAGGAAAACAGCGAUGCGCCAAAGGAAGUGCAGACCACCUCCGAAACCCUCACGGAGCAUUCCACUGGGGACAAGACCACUGCAGAGCCGAAAGAGGAAAUCGCCGCGGAGGAGUCUGCUGCCGACUCAGCCGUCCCCGAUGCCAAACUGGUCCUAGACGUUGGUUCCUCUGAGAGCGCCGAGCCCGUUGAGGUUGAGGCUGAGGUGCAGGAGACCAAUGCUGCCGAACCGACCAUCGAACAAGCCGAGAAAGAGUCUGCCGCACCUCCGGCUGAGAGCGAGCAGUCGCUGGGCGACGUGAAGGAGGCGGACUCGGUCAAGGCCGAAGACGACACUGCAACCAAUCCCGCUCAGGCCGAGGAGCCUUCGUCCGAGAUGUCUGCUCCUGAACCUGUUGCCGAGAACACGGCCGAGGAGUCGAAUGCUGAGAAGCCCACGCUUGCCGAAGUUGUCGCUGGAGAGACGCCCUCCGCUGAUCAAUCGGCGCCCGAGUCGAAGGAGAACCCGGUCGAGCAGGAGAGCGUUCAAGAAACCAAGGUCGAUGAGCCCGCCAGUACCGAGGCUCCUGCUGUUGAGGUUCCUACUCCUCUGCAAUCAACUGCUGAGGAGUCCUCCAAGUCUACCGCUGCUGAAGAGAAGGAUAAGGAGCCGACAGCCAGCGAAGUAGCGGUUGAGCAACUUGUUGCUGCCGACGAGGCCAGCGAACCUUCUCCCGAAAUCGCUCACGUCGAGACUGUUGCCGAGGAAGAGAAGGCUGAGAAUUCUCCCCCUGCCGAGGAAACUGCUGCCAAAAACGAUGAAGAGCCCAAGGUCACCGAGGCUACUCUAUCGACCAUCGAGGAAGCGACUCCGGCUGAAACAGCCGAGACAGCCGAGAAGGAUUUGCCUACAACUGAGGAACCCGCUCCUGAGAAGGCUGCCCCUGUUGAAGAAACUGAAAAGGACUCUCAGGCCGAUGAGCCAGCCACUGCUACUUCGACGACUGAGUUUUCCGCCACUCAAGAAACCUCUGCUGAGCAGUCUGUGAAGGCGGCCACUACCGAAUCUCCCGUGUCCGCUCAAGCCGAGGAUGCCGAGAAACCCACCGAACACGCUCCUUCCCAGGCUGUUGAGGAGAAGGCUCCCGAAGCCACCGAAGCCACCGAAGAGAAGAUCGUCGAACCUGAACAUCCUUCCUUUGCGGAGGUUGUGGCUGAAGACACUCCAUCUCAGGAGGCCGAAUCAUCUGUUGUUGACGCUCCCAAGGACGGCCAGAAUGUGACCAAGCACGAACCCGCCGCUGAGAAAGCCGCCUCUGAGCCAACGACUUUUACUACUGAGCAGGUCGACGAUGAUGAGAACACUCCCGAGGAGCCUGUCACUCAGCUCGAGGCUAAGAAUGCGGUGGAGGAGACUCCCGUCUCAGCAGAUGCCAAGGUUGAGGACUCUCAGCCCGCAGCUGAAUCUCAUGAAGAGAAGGCUUCCGAAGAGAAGACCCCUGAACCCAUCAACGAAGAGGCCGCCGCACCUGAGGAGCAGAAGGGUACAGAGGCUCCCGCUGAGACCGCGGAAGACAAGCCUACGGAAGUUGUCGAGGAGAAAACCGAUGAAGCUGUCGUGGAGCCUGCUGAAGCCAAGAACGCUCAGUUCGUCGAGGAAAGGUCUUCCGAGCCCACCACCGAAGUCACCGAGGAACAGGCAACUGAAGAGAAGCUCGGCGAAGUCGCCGUAACUGAGAAGGACAAGGCUUCCGAGCCGGUUGCUGAGCCAGUGGCUGAGUACCUCGAGGAGAAGGCUCCCGAACCCGCCGAGAACCCCGUUGAAGCAGAGAUCGCCAACGAAAAGGCCACCGAGCCCGUCAGCGCGGAUGUCGCUGAGCCUAUUUCGGAAACCACUGAAGAUAAGCCUUCAGGGUCGGUUUCUGCGCCAACUGAGGAGACCGUCACUGAAGAGAAGGCUUCCGAACCUGCCGGCGAGAGCAUUGUUGAGUCUGCUCACAUUGAGCCCGUUGCGGAGACUGUUGCGGAGACUGUUGCGGAGCCUACCGAAGAGGCGAAGGACCCUGCUGAUGAGCCUGCCAAAAAGGAACCGUCUGAGGCUAUCUCUGAGCCAGUUGAAAAGACCCUUACCGACGAGAAGGCCGCGGAACCCACCAGCGAAACCUAUGCCGAGGUAGCCGUGGCCGAGUCCACUGAGCAGGUGACUGAGUCGGCCACUGAGCCUGCUGUGGAGACGGUUGAAGACAUGCCUUCCGAACCUCUUGCCGAAAAGGUGGACGAACCAACUGUUCCCGAAGAGCAGGCUGCUGAACCUACCAGCGAGUCUAUCGUUGAGUCUGCCAAAAUUGAGCCUGUCGCCGAGACUGCUCCCGUGACUGUUGUUGAGCCAGCUGAGGAGAAGGCCGCAGAGUCCGUCAAGGAAGAGGCUGCCGAGUCUGCCGUCGAACCUGAUACCCAGGUUGCUAAGGAGCAAGUCAGUGAGCCAGUUGUCCAGGCCAAGCUUGCUGACUCUGCUGCUGAGCCCACUGCUGAGCCCACUGCUGAGCCCGCUGCUGAGCCCGCUGCUGAGCCCGCUGCUGAGCCCGUUGCUGAGCCCGCUGCUGAGCCCGUUGCUGAGCCCGCUGCUGAGCCCGUUGCUGAGCCUGUUGCUGAGCCUGUUGCUGAGCCUGUCGCCGAGACUGUCGCCGAGACUGCUCCCGAGCCUGUUGUUGAGCCCGCUGCCGAGCCUGCCGAAGAAAAGGUUACUGAAGACAAGGCUGCCGAGGAAAAGGUCGCUGAACCCGUCGCUGAGCCCGUCGAGGAGCCCGUCGAGGAGCACGUCGAGGAGCAGUCUUCUGAACCCCCUACUUUGGAAAUUGCUUCAGAUACUACCGAGGAGAAGGUUGCCGAGCCCGCUGCUGAGCCCGCUGCUGAGCCCGUCGCUGAGCCCGUCGCUGAGCCCGUCGAGGAGCACGUCGCUGAGCCCGUCGAGGAGCACGUCGAGGAGCAGUCUUCUGAACCCCCUACUUUGGAAAUUGCUUCAGAUACUACCGAGGAGAAGGUUGCCGAGCCUGUUGUUGAGCCCGCUGCUGAGCCUGCUGCCGAGCCUGCCGAAGAAAACGUUACUGAAGACAAGGCUGCUGAGGACAAGGUCGCGGAGCCCGUCGCGGAGAAGGUCGCUGAACCUGCCGUGGAGCCUGAUACUCAAGUUGCUAAGGAGCAAGUCAGUGAGCCAGUUGUCGAGGCCAAGCUUGCCGACUCUGUUGCGGAGCCGGUUGCUGAACCCGCUGAGGGGAAGGCUUCUGAACUUACUCCUGUAGAGCCUGCUUUAGAGACUACAGACGAGAAGGUUGUUGAGGGCGUUGUCGAGCCUGCAGCUGAGUCCGUCGAAGAGAAAGCUACUGCUGAGCCCGCUGCUGAGCUCGCUGCUGAGCCCGCUGCUGAGCCCGCUGCUGAGCCCGCUGCUGAGCCCGUCGCCGAGCCCGUCGAGGAGAAGGUCGCUGAACCUGCGGUGGAGCCUGAUACUCAAGUUGCUAAGGAGCAAUUCAGUGAGCCAAUUGUUGAGGCCAAGCUUGCUGACUCUGCUGCGGAGCCCGUUGCUGAGCCCGUUGCUGAGCCCGUUGCUGAGCCUGUCGCCGAGACUGUCGCCGAGACUGUCGCCGAGACUGCUCCCGAGCCUGUUGUUGAGCCCGCUGAGGAGAAGGCCGCAGAGUCCGUCAAGGAAGAGGCUGCCGAGUCUGCCGUUGAACCUGAUACCCAGGUCACCAAGGAGCAGAUCAGCGAGCCAGUCGUUGAGGCCAAGAUUGCUGAGCCCGCCGAUGAGUCCGUUGAAGAGAAAGCUACUGAAGAUAAGGCUACUGAUGUGGCUGCUGAGCCCGCUGUUGAGCCCGUUGCAGCGAAGGCUGCCGAACCUGAAGUUGAGCCUGAUACCCAGGUACUCAAGGAGCAGGUCAGCGAGCCAGUCGUCGAGGCUAAGCUUGCCGAAGCCGUUGUUGAGCCCACGCCCGAGCCCAGCGAAGAGAAGGUCGCUGAACCUGUCAAGGUCGAUCAACCUCUUGAACAGGGAAUCGCAGCUGAAAUCUCUGCUGAGCAACCUGAGAUUACAGACUCGCCAUCUGAAAGCAAGGAGCCUGCUACAGAGAUUCCUUCCGCGGAGUCUUUGACCGAAGAAGCGGACAGCUCUGAGAAGUCAUUGAUCGAUAGCAUUCUUCAACCCCAGAUCCUUGGAGCUGGAGCUGCUGCCGCCGCGAUCGCCGCUGCUGCCGCCGGUGUUUCUUCUGCACUCGACGACACGACCGCGACCAAGAACUCGGUGACUGCUGCUGCUGCUGGGUCCACCCAGGCUGCCGAGGCAAAGUCCCAGGAUGAAGCCUCCUCCAAGCAGGAACCGCCUAAAUCUUGUAAGCCAUCAUCGUCGCUGACUCCGCCCAAACUAUCCCAGCGCUCGUCCGAAACUGACCUCUUUCUUCUUCCUUCAGCUAUCGCAGACGACCGUGAAGCUCAGUCUCAACAACCUGACAAACCCUCUGUAGACAAAACAGUCACUGAGCAAGACACCAUUGUCGAGCCCGCGAAAACUCAAUCUGAACCUGAGCCUGCUGCCGAAUCCAGCUCGAAGCCUCGUGGUCAGCCCGCAUCCGACAAUGCUACGGCCGAAGAUGCCAACGAGGAAGAAGCUCGUCCUACGAGCCAAAAUCGGUCAGUGACUGCUGUUUCUCUCAAUAGUCCGUCGGACAACUGGCUCAAGGCGUUCCUUCGGACCGUCUUCGUGGGUUUCUUUGGCACCAUCUUCUCUCCCUUCCGCCGUCGUGGCAAGGCUUCCCAAUAG
Molecule: messenger RNA, 5223 nt
Organism: Penicillium diatomitis
Lineage: Eukaryota; Fungi; Ascomycota; Eurotiomycetes; Eurotiales; Aspergillaceae
Product: PT repeat family protein
Exons: 1
Coding region: 1-5223 (1740 amino acids)
Source: RefSeq, a predicted model, not a curated record